AUGACAAGCUCGCCCUUCUUUUUGCAACACUCUGAUCUGUUACACUUGUCCCCUUCUGGCGACCAACUGGCCGAAGUCAUGGACGAGCUACAACAGCGUCACCGCAAGGAGGCCAAAGACUUGCAAUCAAAAGUCACUCAAAAGAAGAAAGGUGCGACCAAGAAGACGCGCAAAGGUGUCAAUGAUGAAUGCGACAAUCUGGAAAGAGAGAUGAAGGCUCGCCAUCAGCAAGAGAUUCAGGCCAUGACUGCCCCUAUGGGCGGCGAGGAUGACGACGACAGCGACACCGAGAAAGAGCAGGAUGAUCUGGCCGACCGCACUGAAGGACUCACCCUUUCGACGACGCAACCACAACCCACCUCAUCCGCACCACCAGACACCCCAGCCGCAUCCGCGCCCAAGAAACAGAACCGCGCAAAAGCCCGCCUCGCCCGUCGCGCAGCCGAACAAGAAGCCCUGAUCGCCUCGGCCGCAGAGGAAGCCCAAGACAUCCCCAACCUCAAAGCCAAAGAGCGCGAAAGCAUGCUCAACCAAUUCGCCGCCCGCAAGCUCGCCGAGAAGGAAAUACGCGCAGACGGCCACUGCCUCUACUCGGCCGUCGCCGACCAACUCCAACAACUGGAGAUUCCUUUGGGCAGUGCUCCCUCGGACACCCCAGACAUUGCAGCCACCCUCGAACCCUACAAGAUUGUGCGACAAGCCGCUGCCGAGUACAUUGAAGCACAUCCAAACGACUUUACACCCUUUUUGGAAGAGCCUUUGGACUACUACAUUUACAAGAUCAAGAACACCGGCGAGUGGGGCGGCCAGCUUGAAUUAAUGGCUCUAGCAAAGAAAUACGGCGUCGCUAUCAGCGUGCUGCAGGGUGAUGGCAGAGUCGAGGAGAUCAAUCCAGACAGUGAUGCUGAGAGCGACAAGCAGUUGUGGUUGGCAUACUACAGACACGGCUUCGGUCUCGGCGAGCAUUACAACUCGCUGCGCAAAGCUGGUUGA
Molecule: messenger RNA, 993 nt
Organism: Aureobasidium uvarum
Lineage: Eukaryota; Fungi; Ascomycota; Dothideomycetes; Dothideales; Saccotheciaceae
Source: the annotation of a GenBank genome assembly